AUGGCGCAGUGGAAACGCGCUGAUGGAGGCCCCCCCUUCCCCCUGUCCACACCCCCCUCCCCCCUGUCUCCGCCCCCUCAUCCUCUGAGUCCAGACUCUGUACUCGACCUGUCAAUCACAGCAGAGCCCCGCCCACCCAGGACAACUAGACGAAAAGUCCAACAGCCAAUCGUGGGCCAGAGGAACAGUUGUCUCCGUGGUAACAGCUCUGCCAUUGGUCAAGUCAGACCUGAGCCGGAAACGCCCAAUCACACCCCAGAAUCUGCAGCAACGUCCAAUCAGGUCGCAGCGUGUCCGGAGGGGGCGGAGCUAAACACCACUCUGGCUCUCAGGGCGGAGCUUCAGUCUGUGCAGGAGGCGCAGUGGGACGCAGCCAAAGCUCUGAAACAAAGUCUGGAGAAAAACCAAAGAAGUCAGACGCUCCUCAACUGCAGAGCGACGCAAGGCGUGUCGUUUCCUCGUCGUGCACGUCUGUACUCUGCUCUGGUGAGCGUGCACGUGUCGGAGGGUCAUGUGAUCAGACAGGCGGCUCUUCAGAGGCUCCCAUUGGCCGCCGCUCCCAAAGCUCCGCCCGUUGCCUCCGCGGGCCCCUCCCUCCUGCCGCUGACCUCCGACCUCUACAGCAGGCCCCUCCCCCCGUCGCCCAGCCCCGCCCCCUGCAUCCGGCCCCGCCCCCACAGUGCCCCCUUCAGCCUGUUCCAGAGACAACAGCGCUGGACCGCGGCGCCGUAAGACC
Molecule: messenger RNA, 736 nt
Organism: Boleophthalmus pectinirostris (great blue-spotted mudskipper)
Lineage: Eukaryota; Metazoa; Chordata; Actinopteri; Gobiiformes; Gobiidae
Gene: ppp1r35
Product: protein phosphatase 1, regulatory subunit 35
Exons: 5
Coding region: 1-732 (243 amino acids)
Biological process (GO): negative regulation of phosphatase activity
Molecular function (GO): phosphatase binding
Source: RefSeq, a predicted model, not a curated record